UUGGGGAAAAGUCGACCACCGAAUUGGGUGAAGCCAACAAUCCUGACCGACGCCGCCAGCCCCAACCCCAUCCCCACCGCCGCCAGCCCCAACCCACCGCCGCUGUCACUCUUCCUCGCGAGUCAUCGGCCACCGAUUUGGGCGAAGCCAACAGCCCUCGCCGAAGCCGCCAGCCCCACCCCCACGCCCACCGCCGCCAGCCCUACCCCACCGCAGCUGUCACUCUUUCUCGCGAGUCGUCGCACACCCAAUUAACCAGUUGUUUGUUGUUUGUUAUUAGAUGUCAUAUCGAGGAGAAAAUUCAACCAUCCGCAAUCGUUUAGGUGCACGUGGUGGUCGUGAAGGUGGCCUUGGAGGUGGCCAUGGAAGUGGCCAUGGAGGUGGUCGUGGAGGUGGCCUUGGAGCUGGUUCACGGGUCACCCAACACACACAUGAUACCUUUGAUGAUGAUGAAACUCAAGGUCCAGACUCUCAAGAGUUGGUUCCUGAUUCACAAGAAUAUGAAGAAUCUGAGAAUACUGGAGUGAUUUGGAUGGCACCGGGUGAACUUUGGUUUGAUCAUAGUUCCAUUUCCCGGGAUAUUACUAACGUCAUCCAGCAAUAUUUCAAGAGUCCUUGGACGUGUUACACCCAAGUUGACAAGGAUACAAAAGAGCAUUGGUUCACCUUGUUCAAGAGAACCUAUAAAUGGUUGCCUGAGUUUGAUUACCUUGCUGUGCAUGAUUACCAUGCAAAUGCAUUCAAACGAGUCAGGGACAUGCAUUACCAGGUCACAAAAAGAAUGAGUGGGAGGAAGCCAGUUUGGAUGCCUGAUGAAGUGCAUGCAGAAAUGAUGAAGUUUGUGGAUGUUGAUGAUGAAUUCAAGAAAAGAUCUGAGCGGGCCAAGAAAAAUAGGAGAGGGGGUUCAUUGACCAACAAGGUCGAACCCUCACAUUUCCAAGGUUCCAUUUCAACAACUGAGGCUGCAAAGAAGAUGGCAAAGGAAAAUGGAGGUAAAAUGCCUACAGCCGGUGAAUUGUACUUGAAGACGCACACGAAGGAGGUGCCGGGUAAAGGGAAAGUCCUUUGUAGUAGCAAAGCAAAGCAAAUCAAGGAAGCAUACGAAAAGAAUGUUGCUGAAUGCCGUGAAAAAGGCAUUAAUAAAGAUCCCAAUCAAAUCUACUUUGAGACAGUAGGUGGGAGAAAAAAGGGAAAAGUUCCUGGUCUAGGGAGUGGAGCAGCUCUAUAUUAUGAACCAUCUACUAGAAGGGGUGGUAGUUCUUCUAGCUCAUACACUCCAUCUAUGUAUUCUCAACUCUCAGCCCGUUUAGAAGAAACUCAACAACAGCUGUCUCAAAAAUCCAUUGAGUUUGAAACAACAAAAGCUGAGAUGAUAAAAGCUAUGGAUGAUGAGAGACUCCAGAGGCAAAGGGAGAGAGAAGAAGAGCGAAAGGAGAGAGAACAAGAGCGACUAGAGCGUCAGAGGGACGUCGCCGAGUUGAAAAGGACAAUGGAGUCCUAUGAGAGGAUGUUCAGUCAGUGUUCUGGUUUUCCUUUCUCGCAGUCGCAGGACCCUCGAGAUCCCAGUGGCGGCGGGAAACCUUUGUGCUAGGUAGUUAGUAUUUAUUUAUGAGUUUGAACUAAUUGUGCUAGGUACUUAGUAUUUAUGUAUGUAUGAGUUUGAACUAAUUGUGCUAGGUACUUAGUAUUUAUGUAUGUAUGAGUUUGAACGGAUUGCAACAUGUUUAACAGGUUUGAACUAAUUGCAAUAUGUUUAACAGGUUGGAACAUCAACAUGAGUUUUGUUGGUUGAGUUUGAA
Messenger RNA from Spinacia oleracea (spinach), 1799 nucleotides. RefSeq lists its product as uncharacterized. The transcript is spliced from 6 exons. Lineage: Eukaryota; Viridiplantae; Streptophyta; Magnoliopsida; Caryophyllales; Amaranthaceae. Bases 281 to 1591 code for a protein of 436 amino acids. The record is from RefSeq and is a predicted model, not a curated record.